AUGAAAUUGUUAACCUCCAUUAAGGGCUUCAUCGCUACCUCGCUACUGGUUGACUCAGUACUGUCUGAUCUUAAUGUUAGCAAUAAUGAUACUGAGAUUUCAGAUGAUACCCCAUUUUGUAAAUUAGAAAAGGAGUCGGCUGUUAGUACCAGUUGUGAUGUCACGUUCAAGGAAAUUAAUCAAAUCAACAGUAACAUCAGAGAAGAUCUUCAAACGUUGGUAAACACAGACUUUUUCAAAUAUUUUAAAUUGGAUCUAUACAAGGAAUGUCCAUUCUGGGAUGAUAGCAACAGAUUAUGUACCGAUGGUAGUUGUUCUAUCGAUAUCGUGGAAGAUUGGAGUCAAUUACCAGAAUAUUGGCAACCAAAGGCUCUAGGUGGACUACAUGACCCAGAAACUGAUAUACUGGAGGGAACAGAUGAUGAAUGCUCGUUUUUGGAUCAAUUAUGCCAAGGUCGUGAUCAAACUCAUCCUGCGCAGCCUCCAAAGUUCGAUUUCGAUUAUUGUGAUGUGAAUGAAUUCGAAAGUAAGGAAUCUGUAUUGGUGGAUCUAACCAAGAAUCCAGAAAGAUUUACCGGGUAUGGUGGUCAGGAAGCUAGAAAUAUAUGGCAAUACAUAUACGGUGAAAAUUGUUUCUCCACAACGACAGAGGGGAAAUGUUUGGCUAAAGAUGCAUUUUAUAGAUUAGUUUCUGGUUUACAUGCAUCCAUUGGAGUUCAUAUCUCCAAUGAAAUGUUGGAUACAAAGACGGGCAAAUGGGGACCUAAUUUAGAUUUUUUCAUGGCCAGAGUGGGUAAUUUCCCAGAUAGAAUCACAAACAUAUAUUUCAACUAUGCUGUAGUGGCAAAGGCGUUAUGGAAGAUUAGACCUUAUUUAACUCAUUUGGAUUUCUGUAACGAGUACGAUAAUAAUGUUAAAUCCAAGAUUGUCAGUAUUACCUCUCAAUUGGAUCGUAACAUUUUCCAUGAAGAUUUAUUGUUUAAAGAUGAUUUGACAUACAAACUCAAGGAUGAAUUUAGAACUCGUUUUAAGAAUGUCACUAGAAUUAUGGAUUGUGUCGAUUGUGAUACUUGCAGAUUGUGGGGGAAAGUUCAAACCACAGGAUAUGCAACAAGUUUAAAGAUUCUAUUCGAACUAGAAGAUGCUGAUGAAGAAACUCAACAAUACAUUGUCGAUAAACUAACCAAAUAUGAACUGAUUGCAUUGUUAAACACAUUUGAUAGAUUGUCCCAAGCCAUUGAAGCUAUAAACAAUUUUGAAAAAAUGUAUAACGACAAGCUAAACAUUGAAGAUAAUAAAGCAACUAACAAGACAUCCAUUUUCAGCAGUAAUAAUUUUUUCAAAUUAUUAGAAAUGGCAAAAAAUACAAUUAAUAAUAAUCUAACGAAAAGAAACCACGAAGUAAAGGAAGAGCAAGUUUCUCACAAAUUCUCGGAUUUAAAAAUGCCAAAAAAGAAAAUAGUGAAAAAGGCAGUUAAUGAUGAAAAUAAAUGGACAAAGGCAUGGCAUACCGAAAUUGGAAAUGUGAUGGAAGCAUUAAGGUUUAUCUACAGAAGUUACUUGGAUUUACCAAAGAAUAUUUGGACUAUCGCAUUGAGUAAUAUGAAUAAAUUUUGGAAUAAAUUCAUUGGUGUUGCUAAUUAUUUAAGAGAAGAGGAAGAAAAUCCAACAGUUUAUAAACUUAACAUUCAGUAG
Messenger RNA from Naumovozyma castellii, 1695 nucleotides. It is a transcript of the gene ERO1, whose product is annotated as ER oxidoreductin. Bases 1 to 1695 code for a protein of 564 amino acids. The transcript has a single exon. Lineage: Eukaryota; Fungi; Ascomycota; Saccharomycetes; Saccharomycetales; Saccharomycetaceae. The record is from RefSeq and is a predicted model, not a curated record.